Messenger RNA from Knipowitschia caucasica, 372 nucleotides. The record is from the annotation of a GenBank genome assembly. Lineage: Eukaryota; Metazoa; Chordata; Actinopteri; Gobiiformes; Gobiidae.
AUGGAUGUCCCACAGAUCGACUCAACUUCAAGCAAAAUUAAGUUACAAAUGGGAGAGAAAUGGAGCCUCCCGUCACAGUCGGUCAGCAGAGAGCAGCAGCAGCAGCAGCAGCAGCAGCAGCAGCAGCGGCAGCAGCAGCAGCAGCAGCGGCAGCGGCAGCGGCAGCAGCGGCAGCGGCAGCGGCAGCAGAAGCAGCAGCAGCAGCGGCAGCGGCAGCGGCAGCGGCAGCGGCAGCAGCAGCAGAAGCAGCAGCAGCAGCGGCAGCGGCGGCAGCGGCAGCGGCAGCGGCAGCAGCAGCAGCAGAAGCAGCAGAAGCAGCAGCAGAAGCAGCAGAAGCAGCAGCAAAGAACUACAGACUUUUCUUUCUCUUGA